UUGGAAGUCUAUGUUCGUCGCGCGUACACAUCAUACGACAUAACAUGCCUCCAGCACCUGGCUUUGUCUGGGGAAUUGGGUGUGGUUCACUUCCAAUUCGUGCUCCCCACAGGACAUCCGAACAGGAUACCUAUCAGCCAAUCAGAAAUCGAACUAGCAUCAGCCCAGGAUCAAGAGGGUGUACCAGCGGAACUAUCAACAGCUGCGAUGAGGAAAUGUCACCAUAGAACGGGGGCUUUGGCUGCAUUCAACUCAUUCGAGCAGUUCGCAGAAUACGCUGAUGAGUUACUGGAUUUGGUACACGAUUUUGCCAGCUCAGCUACUGUUAGACGUGAGGACCUCCAAGCGCUGCAGGAGGGAAGCGAAAAUCGUGACAGCACCAGCAUCAAUGUGGGACUUGAUCUGAAACCGAAUACUGAAGAUGAAGUGGAGUUGGAGCCGAUCCACAUCUUAAUGAUCGGUGUCCGGGACAACGGGGAGAGUGAUGACGUCACCGUGUCCCGUCGGUUCGGACACUUCUGUAGAGUACACAUGAGGGAAUUACACCACAAGCGAAUAAGAAGGAUCACAUUCAUGUUGCUCAUCAAGCGUCAGUUCCCCAAGUUUUUCACGUACCGCGCGAGGAAUGAUUUCUCUGAAGACACUAUUUACCGUCAUCUCGAGCCAGCAUCCGCUUUCCAGUUGGAAUUAUACCGGAUGAGGAGUUAUGAACUAGAGGCUCUGCCUACUAGCAACCAGAAAAUGCAUUUGUAUCUAGGAAAGGCCAAGGUGAAGAAAGGUCAGGAGGUGACGGACUACCGCUUCUUCAUCAGAUCCAUUAUCAGGCACCAGGAUCUCAUCACCAAGGAAGCUUCCUUCGAGUAUCUGCAGAAUGAAGGGGAAAGAUCACUUCUAGAAGCAAUGGAUGAACUAGAAGUAGCUUUCUCACAUCAGCUCGCCAAGAGAACUGACUGCAACCAUAUAUUCCUUAAUUUUGGCCCAACCGUCAUUAUGGAUAUUGCUAAGAUUGAGGAGUCCGUGCUAGGAAUGGUAAUGAGAUAUGGUCCUCGGUUGUGGAAAUUGAGAGUGCUUCAAGCGGAAAUUAGAUUCACUUUAAGAACAGGCCCCGGCGUGCCUACGAAGAAUGUCCGUCUUUGUCUGUCAAAUGGUUCGGGAUACUCUCUGGACGUGUAUACAUACGAGGAAGUAGUCGACCCACGGACCGGAGUGAUUAUAUUCCAAUCCUUCGGCCCCAAACAAGGUCCAAUGCACGGUCUGCCAAUAUCGACGCCUUAUGUCACAAAGGAUUAUCUACAGCAGAAGAGGUUUUUGGCUACAUCUCAAGGCACCACGUACGUGUACGACAUCCCGGACAUGUUCCGACAAGUGGUUGAGGGACACUGGAGGGACAGCAUUGACGAAGGGAUCGUGGACGGUCCGAUGCCCGACACAGUAAUGGUUUCCCGUGAACUGGUGGUGGAAACUGACGGAGAGAGACGCAUCAUGGAGGUCACCAGGCUGCCCGGACAGAACACUGUCGGCAUGGUGGCGUGGCGGUUGACGCUCUACACUCCCGAAGUGCCGUCGGGUCGUGAUGUUGUGCUGAUAGCGAACGACCUAACACAUUAUAUGGGGUCAUUUGGACCCCAAGAGGACUGGGUGUAUUAUCGUGCUUCAGAAUACGCUAGAGAACUCAAAAUACCCCGGUUAUACGUGAGCGUAAAUUCCGGCGCACGUAUCGGCGUAGCUGAAGAAGUGAAAUCAGAAUUCAAAGUAGCCUGGCUUGAUUCAGAGCGCCCCGAAAGAGGUUUUAAAUAUUUAUACCUCAGUCCAGAAGCAUAUUCACGGCUGGGGGCAUUGAACUCUGUGAAGACCGAAUUGAUUGAUGAUGAGGGAGAAUCCAGAUAUAAGAUAACCGAUAUCAUAGGUAAAGAAGACGGUUUAGGCGUGGAGUGUUUGAGAGACGCUGGCCUCAUUGCUGGGGAGACGGCUCAGGCCUACGAAGAUAUAGUUACCAUCUCUAUAGUGACAUGCAGAGCUAUUGGCAUAGGGUCAUAUGUUGUGAGGCUCGGUCACCGCGUCAUCCAAGUUGACUCCUCCUACAUAAUUUUAACGGGUUACAUGGCGUUGAACAAAGUUUUGGGUCGUUCAGUGUACGCAUCGAACAAUCAAUUAGGAGGAAUACAGAUCAUGCAUAAUAACGGAGUGACACACGCUGUGGCGCCAUCUGACUUGGAAGCAGUGAGAACGGCGCUCAAGUGGCUGGCAUAUGUACCUAAGGACAAACUAAGCAUGGUCCCCAUACUUCGUAGCGCGGACCCUAUAGAUCGGCCAGUAGAGUGGGUCCCGCCCCGCGCCGCUCACGACCCGCGACUAAUGCUGACCGGAGACGGCGUGCGAGCCGGCUUUUUGGACAUGGGGUCCUUUGAUGAGAUCAUGAGGCCGUGGGCGCAGACUGUUGUUACAGGUCGCGGUCGUCUAGGCGGUAUCCCGGUUGGCAUCAUAGCAGUGGAGACUCGAACCGUGGAGCUAACUUUGCCCGCCGAUCCCGCCAAUUACGACUCAGAAGCAAAGACUGUGCAGCAAGCGGGACAGGUGUGGUUCCCCGACUCUGCCUACAAAACCUCCCAAGCCAUCAAUGACUUCUCAAGAGAGAACCUGCCCAUCAUCAUAUUCGCAAACUGGAGAGGAUUUAGUGGAGGACAGAAAGAUAUGUACGAACAGAUAUUGAAAUUCGGUGCUGAAAUCGUUCGGGCCUUACGCGGGGCCUCGGCCCCAGUAUUAGUGUACAUUCCUCCCGGGGCCGAAUUAAGAGGCGGGGCCUGGGCCGUUGUAGACCCGAGCGUUAAUAACUUGAGAAUGGAAAUGUAUGCUGAUAAUGAAGCACGUGGCGGCGUUUUAGAAGCAGAGGGUAUUGUUGAAGUGAAGUUCAAACAACGAGACAUACUCAAAACUAUGAACAGGCUCGACCCCAACUUACUGAGACUCAACUCAAGAGUUAGUGAAAUUAAGGAACAAAUCAAAGAUAUCUCAAAGAACUUGGACAGGCGGGGAUCCAUUGAUGACGUGCUCAUAAAGACUGAGUCUGGGAAACAAGCCGAAGCUAAAAUACACGAAUUGGAGACAGAAUUAAGUACUGCUGAGAAAUCUAUAAAGGCCAGAGAGAAGGAAUUAAGUCCUAUAUAUCACGAGAUAGCGGUACAGUUUGCUGAGCUCCACGAUACAGCUGAGAGGAUGUUGGAAAAGGGUUGUAUAUUUGACAUAAUACCAUGGCGCGAAUCCCGUAAUCUACUACACUGGAGGUUGAAAAGGUUAUUACUACAGAACGAACAGGAGAGAAGAGUACAAACAGCAACCCGACCAGCUAAAAUGGACCAACGGGCAGCGGCUGCCACUUUGAGAAGAUGGUUUACAGAAGACCGGGGAGAAACACAAUCACAUCAGUGGGAGCAUGAUAAUAAAGCGGUCUGUGGCUGGCUGGAAUCACAAGUAAUGGAUAAUGAAUCGGUUCUGGAGAGAAAUCUGAGGGCUAUCGCUGAGGAUGCUGCGUUGCAGGCAUGCAAUGAGUUGGUUCGGAAACUGAGUCCAUCACAACGAGCAGAGUUCAUCAGAAAGAUUACAGCAUUAGAUAUGGAGACGGAAUAUAAUAAUUAG
Messenger RNA from Danaus chrysippus (African queen), 3633 nucleotides. Lineage: Eukaryota; Metazoa; Arthropoda; Insecta; Lepidoptera; Nymphalidae. The record is from the annotation of a GenBank genome assembly.